This is a messenger RNA of Acipenser ruthenus (sterlet), 3462 nucleotides long. RefSeq names its product B-cell CLL/lymphoma 7 protein family member B-like. The coding region runs from base 251 to 859 and encodes 202 amino acids. The transcript is spliced from 6 exons. The record is from RefSeq and is a predicted model, not a curated record. Lineage: Eukaryota; Metazoa; Chordata; Actinopteri; Acipenseriformes; Acipenseridae.
ACUGCAUAGUGUCAAUAUUACAUGCAGGUAAAUGAAUUUCUGUGUUUACACAUGUGAUAUCUUUCUUUAAUGCGCACCUGUUUAAUAUCCAAGAGAAGGGAACUGUACUUGGACUAUGUACUUAUGACAGGCUAUACAGCGCUCACGCGUAAACAGUGGCUUAACAAUUAUCGCGAGAGCAAACCGCCGAACGGCGACGAGACUCUGGCUGGGACAGAGACCGGAGAAAAAAAAAUAAACCGUGUUGAAAAUGUCGGGGCGCUCGGUUCGAGCCGAGACCCGCAGCCGCGCCAAAGAUGAUAUUAAAAAGGUGAUGGCGGCCAUGGAAAAGGUCCGCAGAUGGGAGAAGAAAUGGGUGACCGUGGGCGACACAUCACUCAGGAUAUUUAAGUGGGUACCAGUUGUGGAUACCAGGGAGAAGGACAAAAGCAAAGCCAAUGGAAACGCCGGGAGAGAAGACAAGAGGUUCCCUACUGAUUCAGCACCGGAAAGUAACGGCUCUGUCCUGCUGGACUUUCAGGAUGAGAACAGUAACCAGAGCUCGCUGUCGGAUGCCUACCAGCACAAAGUGGACAGCAGCAGCAACUCGAGCCCCCAGCCCAGCGAGCCGGUGAGCCCAGCCCACACCUUGGACUUCCGGACAGACGACUCGCAGCCGCCCACGCUGGGCCAGGAGAGCAUGGAGGAGCCGGUAUUGCCGACCUGUGAAGUUGCAGACGGGCCUCCCACACUGAUUAAAGAGGAUCUCUUACCACUGAGUGCUCAAGUGGCGGAGGAAGACUAUGACUCCAGGGCGCCUCCUCUGAAGAGAAUUUGUACAGAACAAAACUCAGUCCUCCAGCCUGUGUCUCAGAGCUAGCCCAUGGUCUGUGCAUCCAGCUGCUGGUGCGGUGGCAGUUUAUUUCUAUAUCUUUUAAAGGUCUGGUAAAACUGUAUUUUUAAAAAAAAGCUCUGUUUAGACAUAUCUCCUAGGAUGACAGACCCCUUUCCAACACUGCCACCUGUCAUCUGCCUGGUCAACAGGAGAGUCACCCCCAUGGCAAAGCAGCCUCAGUGUAACGGAAGUCAUCUGCCCAGUUCAUGCAGGUGCAUGCCAGGGAAGCAGUUAGUAGACUAUGGGGAGGUGUACAGUGUUUUCACACCUAGGAUGUCUGUGGAUACCCUUUAGCUCAGUUAGUGCUUCUGGUCUUUGUCUAUGGUGGUCACACUGAGCAUCUAAAGACAAGCUUCCUCUUCCCAUUGUCUGCUGUAGCUGCCUGCCAGGUUUCACUGCUUUUAGGUUGCUGGUCUUUUCAGUAUCCAUGAACUAGCCUGUACAUAUAAGACUUGGUUUAAACUUGUUUAACUCCACUCUAACAGUGUAGCUGCAUUAGAACUGCAUUGUUACUGUGGGUUAAGAUUUCUUUAUCAUGAAAGGCUAUUUUUUCAUUUUAAGGCUACCCAUUCACAGUGCACGAGUGCGACCGUGUCUCACGCCUGCCCUGGACUGGAGGGACCACCAUCCAAAUUCAAUUCAGUACCCAAUCCCACCCAAUCCUUGGUUUCUCUUUUUUUAAAACUGACUACAGAAGGUGUGGCAAAUUGCAUAGUGUUGGUUUUGUGAGAGAGAUUGAGCUACAGCCCACCACACUCAUUUUACUAAUGGUCUAUGAAUCCAGGGUCGAAGUCUUCAGAGGGUGGUAGUUGUUACUGUGGAGUUUUAACAAUACUCUGUUGCCUGAUAUAAACAUAUAUACUAUAUACACACAUACAAAUGUUUGAGAAAUUAUUUAAUAAAAAACAUGGGCAGCCAUUAUUAGCUUAGAGGAGCUAUUUUACUGGUUCAUGCAUACGUCAUGUUUUUCCUACUGUGAAGUGUGAGUAGAUCAUGAACAGAAAAUACCUGAUUUAUCAAGCUGUGUACUCCAAGGUGCAAGUUUUGAAAUUGUUUCAGCAGCUGUACAAAACCACCUGGGACACUUAACUAAAAGGGGCACCGUCAGAUAGGCUUCUGUUAGUUUUCAGAUCAGUUGAUUAAGAUGGGAGUGCUGAUGCGUACGCGUGGAUCGCUACCUCGCGGAUUGCCCGCGUUUCUUUCGUUUUGUGAAGUUAGCAGACACAGUGGGUGAAAGCCCAAGGUUCUCGAACACUCAACAGCAAGUGCAGCUUCCCUCACUCCGAACUCUAAAUGUGAGAUCAAAAUGUUUUUUUUGUUUUUUGGUAACACAAAUCAUGUUGUAUGGAAUAACUAGUAUUAGUUCAAAUGUAAUGUAUUGUUUUUAUUUAAUUUUAAAUCUACUAAACACCCUCCCUGUUUGUUGUAAACUGUGUGCAGGGUGAUUUUUAUACAUGCUGAAAGGAAAAGACAUUUGGAGAAACUAUAAAAAUCGUAUUUUAUUGAAACUCAGUAUUUUGCUAAUCUUUUGCAAACUGAUUUUAUAGAUCUUUUUGAUUGAAGACAGCUGCUGAUUUACAGACCCUUGAAAAGUUUACAGGUGCUUCCUGUAUUAUAUUAUCAAUAUAACAACAAGACUGUUUGCAGUAAAUGGAAUUGCCUUUUUAGUUUGAAACGAAUUGGCUUUGAAGAUGCCCUUGCCACUGACUGCUGCAGCACGGUCUGCUUGCUGGUACAGUGGAUUAUGAGGUUACAGUAGAUUAUGGAGUUACAGUAGAUUAUGGAGUUACAGUAGAUUAUGGAGUCUGUACAAUUCAUCUAAAAGAGGGUGGCUCUGAAUAGAAGUUGUCUGAGAAAACCUGUGUGUGUGACUCUGAAGGGCAUUUUUCUAUUUAAAGUAAGUCAACUGUCAGGUUUGUUCUCAAUGUAUUGUUUAGUAAACAGGCCAGCCAGUGUUUAUGUCAUUUGAAUAGACAUCUACAUGUUUAAUCUUUAAAUAUAAGUUUAUCUCACCAAUAAUCUACUGUGAAUAGAUAUCCACAAGCCACCAGCAUCGUACAAUCAUAACUACCAGCAGAAAUACAAUCGACAAGUUCACCGCAAGGUAUUUUUUUACCUUCUACAACUGUCCCAAGUGGCAUUGCAGUACUAGUGACUGUAAAUCAAGACAGACCUGGCUUCUUACUGACAGCACGACAACAGAGCCAAGUGUUAUUUCUUUGGGGGGGGGGGGGGGGGGGGUAAUUUAUGGCAAAGCCUAUAUGUAUGUAUUUUAUGAAGAAGCUGUAUUUGCCUAAGCCAGGUUUGGAUGUUUUUUUGAGAAAAACAGCAAAGUAUUUCUGCUCUCCGUUAAGUUGUAUGUAAAACAUAACAAUAUGGGUUUGGAAGACCAGUGUCUAAUGCAAACUGGGACACAAUGUUUGGCAUUACAUAGUUUGUUUGGCAUAUUAUUUUAGGCUGUCCACUAAAUGUUCAACCCAUGGCACCACUGUGUUUCAACAACAGCAUGUUUCUGUUCAAACAAGGCUACUGAAAGAUGCAUUUUAGCACUGUAUUUAAAAAUUACAAUAAAAACAAAUGUAUAUAUA